Linum trigynum is the source of this 3664-nucleotide messenger RNA. The record is from the annotation of a GenBank genome assembly. Lineage: Eukaryota; Viridiplantae; Streptophyta; Magnoliopsida; Malpighiales; Linaceae.
CUUCCCAUUUUCUUACCUGCAAAAUACUCACUCUCUCCCUCUCUCUCUCUAGUCUCUGCCAAAGCCAAAGAAAAUAAAAUUCCUUCUUUUCCCUUCCCCUCAUUUUCCUGGGAACCAUACAAAUCCCCAAGAGGAAAAGAAAUACCUCUAAGGAAAAAAAAAAAAAAAAAAAGAGAUCACACUGAGAAUGAAUUUGGAGAAAGAAGGAAAACAGCAAGCGCGGAAAGUAAGAGCAAGAAGAGAAGCACAAUGAACGCCGACUACAACUGCUUCCUCCUCUUUCUGAUUUUGUCUCUGCUCAAUUCCGCUUCCGCCGCCGCUGUCGGCACUGAAAUCCCCCGAAGAAUUCUCCACCAGCCAUUGUUCCCGGCCACUUCAGUACCACCGCCAUCCUCCGUCGCCGACGAUCCACCUCCAUCGCAACCCCCACCGGCCGACUCCUCCACUUCCCCGGACCCGGACGAGCCCUUCUUCCCUGAAGUCCCAGCUCCGCCUUCCCAAGAUCAAGCCCAAACCCCGCCGGCGACCUCCUCCGCCAAUGCCUCAGUUCCAAUCCCCACGGCCACGCUGGCCCAGCCCGCUAAGCCGGUCAAGAAAGUGGCGAUUGCGAUCUCCGUCGGGAUCGUCACUCUCGGUAUGCUCUCCGGGCUCGCAUUCUUCCUCUACCGCCACCGGGUCAAGCACCCGCCCAGAAGAGACUCCGACAAGCUCGUCGUCGGCCUCGGGGACGAGAAUUCCCGGCGAUUCGACGAUCCUACGCAGCCGCCGCCUUCCAAUUUUUUGUACAUAGGUACGGUGGAGCCGAGCAGGAGCUCUAGCUCUGAACAGACGGCGACGACGACCGCCAACAACUCGUCUCCGUACCAUAAGCUGAGCUCAAUCAAGAGAUCCGAUCGGUACCGACCUAGCCCUGAGUUGCAGCCGCUGCCGCCAUUGCCGAAACCUCCUCCUCCUUCCGCCGCUGCUUCGAAUCUCCACCCUCGUCUUCCUCCUCGUCCAGUCCCUGCUGCUGUUCGAAGGCCAGAGUACGAAAGCUCCGGAUCUCCGUCGUCCGGCGAGGAGAGCAGCAACGGCACGCCGUUCUACACGCCGGCUGGCUCUGCCAUGAGCAACAACGACGGGUUCUACACUCCGGUUUCUGGUUCUACGCGACGGCAUUACAGUAGAAGCAACGACGGCAGCUCGCUGAGGUCAGUUAAUGUCGGUAAUAGUGGCUCCUCUGUAUCUGUUCCUCACUCGAAGAGAACUUCUCCCAAAUCGAGGCUUUCUUCCUCUGUUUCUUCCCCCGAGAUGAAGCAUGUGAUUAUUCCUUCGACGAAUAAGCCAUAUUCGGAGCCACCGCCUCGACGGCCGCCGCCGCGAGAGGGUGAAUAUCAACAUAACGAGCAGCUAUCGAGUUCCUAUCAGUCCAAGAGGCCGAAAUUCUCGGGGCCACCGCCGCCGCCGAAUCUGGCACUACUUCGGUCGUUAAACGAGUAUCCGACCAGCGAAAGCAUCGCUCCACCGCCUCCGCCGCCUCCGCCUCCUCCUCCUCCCCCGCCACCGGGUACAAUUCCAAUUCCGAGAAAGGUAAGAGAAUCUCUAUCUGCAGAGAAAUCAAGCGUUUCCUCCACAAAGACGCAGCCGUGGACACCGAGUCCCAAGGCGAGUUCGAAAAUCGACUCGGCGAAAUCGACAGACCAGAGUAGCAGAAGCGGCGGCGGUGGGGGUUCGGCCUCCGGCGGAAUUGAUGGGGACGAGAAUUAUGAUGGUUCAAAGCCCAAGCUGAAGCCUCUCCAUUGGGACAAAGUUCGGGCGACCUCAGACCGUGCCACGGUGUGGGACCAGCUCAAAUCCAGUUCGUUCCAAUUAAACGAGGACAUGAUGGAGAGCCUCUUUGGUUUCAACUCAGCCAAUUCUGCUCAUAAAGAACAUACAAGGAAACCAGUUCUGCCACCAGUUGAACAGGAAAAUAGAGUUUUGGAUCCAAAGAAGUCACAGAACAUAGCUAUACUGCUGAGAGCAUUGAAUGUGACGAAAGAUGAAGUUUCUGAAGCCCUUCUGGAUGGAAAUCCAGAAGGCUUGGGUGCUGAACUUUUGGAAACUCUGGUGAAGAUGGCUCCAACAAAGGAGGAAGAAAUCAAACUUAGAGAGUACAGUGGGGAUAUCUCCAAACUAGGCUCUGCAGAAAAAUUCCUGAAGGCCAUUCUCGAUAUCCCAUUUGCUUUCAGAAGAGUUGAAGCGAUGCUAUACCGAGCUAAUUUCGACACUGAAGUUGCAUACCUCAAAAGAUCUUUCCAAACCCUGGAGGUAGCAAGUGAAGAACUGAAGAACAGCCGGUUAUUUCUCAAGCUGCUAGAAGCUGUUCUCAGGACAGGCAACCGUAUGAACGUUGGCACAAAUCGUGGCGAUGCUAAAUCGUUUAAGCUCGACACGCUAUUGAAACUUGUAGAUAUCAAGGGAACUGAUGGGAAGACGACAUUGCUCCACUUUGUAGUUCAGGAAAUCAUUAGAUCAGAAGGCACUUCAGAUUCUCAUCAAGAAGAAGAGAGCAAACUAUCAAAGAUGAAGGAUGAGGACUUUAGGAAGCAAGGAUUGGUGGUUGUGUCUGGAUUGGGUAGGGACCUCGUCAAUGUGAAAAAGGCAGCAGGAAUGGACUCGGAUGUUCUAAGCAGCUACGUGACCAAGCUGGAGAUGGGGCUCGACAAAGUGAGGUCGGUUUUCCAGUAUGAGAGAGCCGAUAAUAAUAUGCACGGAAAGUUUUUCCACUCGAUGAAGCAGUUUAUGAGAGAUGCAGAAGAGGUAAUUGCCACAAUCAAGAGCAGUGAAAGGAAAGCUCUGUUGCUGGUGAAAGAGGUGACAGCGUAUUUCCAUGGAGAUACGGCAAAGGAGGAAGCCCACCCAUUUAGAAUUUUCAUGAUUGUGAGGGACUUCUUGAACAUACUUGAUCAUGUGUGCAAGGAAGUAGGGCAGAUGCAGGAUAGGACGGUGGUGGGUUCAGCUCGGUCAUUCAGAAUAGCUCCAACCGCUUCAUUACCGGUUUUGAACAGGUACAAUGUGAGACAAGAUACCAGUUCAGAUGAUGAAGACAGUUCUUCCCCUUGAUUGAUACAGUGUGCAGAGAAUAUCUGGUUCACAAAAAAAUUACAUCUUUCGAAUUCAAGAAACAGGAUGAAUAUUGUGCAUUAUUUUCAUUUUUAAUCACAAUCGUGCUGAAGAGUAGUAGAAGCAUGGAAAAGGAGAAGGGGUUUUGAUGGACAACAUGCGAUCCUCGCUUGAAGAUACAAUGAAGAGCAGGUUGUUGAAAAGGGAAGAAGGCAAAAAUGGAAUGUGGAGCUUCAAACAUACAAGGUUUAUGGUGGGGUGAAUUGAUAACUGGAGCUGCUUCUGCUACUACAGCUCGCGCUGGGAGAUGGCACAGUAAGAUUAGAUACAUAUAGAUAUGGCUAAUAGAUGAGGGUUAAAUACAAUUUCAGGUUCAGAGAAUGUUUUGAUAUUCCACAUGCUGGUGUUGCAUUUAUUUGAUAUUCCACAUGCUGGCAGCUUUCACUGGUUCAAACCUGUAGCUUGCCCAUUCUAAUUCUGGAUAGGUUUCUAUUUGGGAGUUGGUUGGUGUGGAAGAAAGAAGAAAACCGACAUGUUUGGUUAUCUGUGAGCAAUGUGUUAAUAAUGGUGGCUACAGUAG